Messenger RNA from Tupaia belangeri chinensis (Chinese tree shrew), 1474 nucleotides. RefSeq names its product nitrilase 1 (gene NIT1). The transcript is spliced from 7 exons. Bases 85 to 1068 code for a protein of 327 amino acids. NCBI's taxonomy places the organism in Eukaryota, Metazoa, Chordata, Mammalia, Scandentia, Tupaiidae. Gene Ontology annotation, molecular function: hydrolase activity, acting on carbon-nitrogen (but not peptide) bonds, in linear amides. The record is from RefSeq and is a predicted model, not a curated record.
GGCGUGCCCGCCCACUCGUCCUGGCCCGCUGGCUCCCGGCCGCUCGGCGGAGGCGACCGCGCGGAUGGUCUUGGCUGUGUCCACAUGCUGGGCUUCAUCACCAGGCCUCCACAUCAACUCCUGUCCCUUCUGUGUUCCGGACUCCGGAUACCCCGACUCUCAGUACUUUGUGCUCGGCCCAGGCCCAGAGCCAUGGCUGUCUCCUCUUCCUCCUGGGAACUACCCCUGGUGGCUGUGUGCCAGGUAACAUCGACACCAGACAAGCAGCAGAACUUUAAAACAUGUGCUGAGCUGGUUCGAGAGGCUGCCAGACUGGGUGCUUGCCUGGCUUUCCUGCCUGAGGCGUUUGACUUCAUUGCACGAGACCCUGCGGAGACGCUACGCCUGUCUGAGCCACUGGGUGGGAACCUUCUGGGAGAAUAUACCAAGCUUGCCAGGGAAUGUGGACUCUGGCUGUCCUUGGGUGGUUUCCAUGAGCGUGGCCAAGACUGGGAGCAGACUCAGAAAAUCUACAAUUGUCAUGUGCUUCUCAACAGCAAGGGGUCGGUAGUGGCCACUUACAGGAAGACACAUCUGUGUGAUGUAGAGAUUCCAGGGCAGGGACCCAUGCGUGAAAGCAACUCUACUAUGCCUGGGCCUAGCCUUGAACCACCUGUCAUCACACCAGCAGGCAAGAUUGGUCUAGCUAUCUGCUAUGACAUGCGGUUCCCUGAACUCUCUCUGGCACUGGCUCAGGCUGGGGCAGAAAUACUUACCUAUCCUUCAGCUUUUGGAUCCGUUACAGGCCCAGCCCACUGGGAGGUGCUGCUGCGGGCCCGAGCCAUUGAAACCCAGUGCUAUGUGGUGGCGGCAGCACAGUGUGGGCGCCACCAUGAGAAGAGAGCAAGUUACGGCCACAGCAUGGUGGUGGACCCCUGGGGAACAGUGGUGGCCCGCUGCUCGGAGGAGCCAGGCCUUUGCCUCGCCCGCAUUGACCUCAGCUAUCUACAAGAGCUGCGCCAACACCUGCCAGUGUUCCAGCACCGAAGGCCUGACCUCUAUGGCUACCUGGGCCAACCACUGUCUUAAGACUUCUGACUCCUACAAGUUGAGAUCACCAUUGUGGUUGGGGCUGCUGUGACCUGUAGGUGGGACCCAGGCACAGCUCUCCUCACUUGGAAAAUCUUGACUCUUCUCAUGGAAGACAGGCUCAGCUUCUUGGGAAAGAAGAAACGUCUACCUGAGCUCAGAUUUCAGUUUCAGAAAGGUGGCAUUUUUUAGUCACUGUUUAUUUCUUGAAAACUGAAGUUACGCUGAGGGCUGAGCAGCAUUGGCAUUGAAAAAAAAUAGAUAAUAAUCACAAAGUCUGUGUGUCUGGACACCUCGUUUGGGAGUGGAUGGGGAGGCAGUACUGGACCAGCUGGACUCGGCUCUGGUUCUAAGCCUCCAAGCCGACACCGCGUGCCUCCCUACCUAAAUAAAAGUGCAACACUCA